This is a messenger RNA of Dromaius novaehollandiae (emu), 6173 nucleotides long. It is a transcript of the gene MSLN, whose product is annotated as mesothelin. The transcript is spliced from 33 exons. Gene Ontology annotation, cellular component: cell surface. Lineage: Eukaryota; Metazoa; Chordata; Aves; Casuariiformes; Dromaiidae. The coding region runs from base 2327 to 5713 and encodes 1128 amino acids. The record is from RefSeq and is a predicted model, not a curated record. Gene Ontology annotation, biological process: cell-matrix adhesion.
GUCGCCGCCUGGCUGGGAGCGCGGCGUCUUCCCGAGCGCCCGCGCUGGCCGCAGGUUUCCCGGGGCCCGCGGCCUCUCCGGGGAGGCUUGCGAACGCGGGCUCCUGGGGGACGCAGCCCGGUGCCUGUUAACGGGUUUUGUUCAGAGACGGGUCUCUGCGUUUUUGCAGCACAGGUGGAAGUUGCUGCGUGCUGUUAUGGGCAGAGAGGCCUGUUGUUUGGGGUGACGGUUAGGUGUGGGCAGAGUGCAAGGAAACAGUGGCCGUGUUCAGGGCCCGAUCCUGACAGUGCCCUUGGAAUUUUGCCUUGCUGCUCCACUUUACGGUGUGAAGUUUGGGCUCUGGAGAAGGUGCUUUACCAGCAAGUGCUGCAGGCUGUGCUGGUUUCUGUUUGCCUUUAGCAUCCAGCAGUGGCCUGUCUAGAUUUACGCUGACAAAAAGGGACCUCUGAAGAGAGUCCAUGUGCUUCAGUGCUUUGUAGCUUUCUCUGCACUAGGAGCCCUUCGGGAUAGGUAGGAUAUAAUGCAUCUCCGCAAAGAGUGGUUAGUAGCCAGAGCGGGAGAACGCAGUGGAAACUCUGAACCGUGUGUUUUUUCAUGUAUGUUGUUGCACUUCCAGUUACAGGAGGUGCUGAAAUAAAUAUUGAGCUUGCAACAAGUUCUUGGCUAGGAGAUGCCACUGCAAAAUGUGGGCAUGAUAUUUCUUUCUUGUGCUAAGCUAUUCUUUUUCCGUUCAGUGGGAGAGAGUCUGUCCUCUUGCAUGUAUGGAAUGAGAGUCUUUUUUGUGCCCUUCUGUUAGGCAUAUCUAAACCUUUUGGCAUGUGUUUGUAUGAGAGGUUGUUAUAAGGGUGGUCUGGCUCUGAAGAGGCAGCAGGGCCAGUGCCUGAGGUGAGAAAAGCUCUAGGGAGUCCUGCUGAAGAAGCGAGAGCCAAGAGUGGGGCCUGGUGAGCAGAGGGCAGCAUAUCGCUGCGUCCCCUUGGCUGCAGAGCUGUUGAGAUUGACAGCUUUUGCUGCAGAGCGAGAGGGCUCGUUGUCUCUGCGUGUGGUUCCCGGGCGAUGCUUAUGGAAAUGAAUACUCCAGAAAUUCCCUCGGUCCCAAAAACGGUCAAUGUCCAUAGGCCUUGGCGCCUCCCAAGAGCAGUUAUAAGGAUGGUCUGGCUCCAAAGAGGUAGUGGGGUCAGUGCCUGAGGUGUGCGAGAAGCUCUAGAGAGUCCUGACGGAGAGUUAAGGCACAGACUCCUGAUGCGGGUGAAUCAGAAGACCCUUUAUUGAGGUUUUACACGUACGCUUAUACCUGUAUAGAUUCUUCAUGCGUAGCCUUCUCACUUGCGAUUUGUUGAAGAUCAUUGUCCAUACGUCUAGCUCUAGCCUACACCCUUCUUCCUCUGUCGAACUGCCUGCUAGCUCCUCCACAGAGUCCUGCUGAAGAAGCCAGAGCAAAGUGUGAGGCCUGGCGAGCAGAGGGCAGCAUUGUCCCCUUCUCGGCUCGCUGAGCCCACCUGACCUCUGAGGCAGGUGAUCAGUGAGGAUGUUCUCAGCACACCAUCGACGACUGACUCUCUGCUCUUCCUGCAUCUUGCUUCUCAUCCCCUGCAGCUGGAUGCCCGCAGUAGCGAAGUGGCCUCGGAGGCUGGGGACGAUGGUCCCGAAUGUGGCGUCUCGGAGUUGCGUAUUUGGCAGGGAUGAUAAGCCUUGCUGCAAAACCAAGCAGAGCGAAGCCGCCGCUGCCUCCCCCCUUGCAUACUCACAGAGCUCUGAAACUGUCGCUGCCAGCAGCACGGCUCAGGAAGCGCUUGAUGUUCUCUUUGCUGGCACUGAGCAGGAGCAGCGCGAGUCUGGCAAACAGGAGCGUCCAGUGGGCAGGGCUGAAGGCUGGAAGUUCUGCCUCCAGGUCUCCCAUAAACUGGAAGAGCACCUGCUUCCUCGCCUCCUUGUCCUGGAGGUUGGUGAGUGCCAGCUGCAGGAGAAGGGAAAUGAGGAGCCGUGAGCAGACAGGAUUCAGAAGGUCGUGCCAGUGCAAGGCCAGAGGGAGUGGCAUUGCCAGCAGUGCCUCUGGAUUGUAUGCUCAUUGAAUCAAAGAUGUUCUUCUCGUCUGCACCACACCUAACAGUCUUGGAUUCCUACCUGUGCUCAGGAGUUGUAGCUGCUAAAGGAUGGACACAGACUCCAGAUGCAGUUUUGAGAAGGUAGAGCCACGCCCCAGUUUGCUCGGUGAAAAGCAGCCUUCUGCACUCGUAGCCCUCCACACUAAGGGCUAGGUGACUAGCAGCUCGCAGCUGAAAUAAGGCAAUUCCUUCUAUGUGUGGGCACUCUGAAGAUCUUUGCAAGAAUGACAUCUUUGCAGUCGGGGCUGGGCUUCCUCCUUUCGGUUGGUUGGCUGGCAGCUGCUGCAGCUUCUGCUGGGACAUAUCCGUGCUUGAGCAGCCCUGUCGAUGAAGCUGCUGUGUGUGCUUCAGUGAAAAGCGUCAGCCGGGAGAUGCUUCUUGAGGUAGCCCAUGGUCAAGCUUCCCCCUGCAACCUCACCUUUGGUCAAUACGCCUGUGCGCAGAGCGCUUGGCUCCAGGACCUUAAGGAUGAUUUCCUCAUAUCCUUAUAUUCUUGCCUUAGCCCUAAGCCUGUCAGUGCAGUGGAUCCAGCAUACUCCAUUCUGUUCUUUUCCAAGUACGAUGCCAACAAGCUUGUAGCUGCCCUGACUGCCUUCAGCCGGCGGUUUUCUCAUGUGCCUCUCUCGCAAAACUGGAGCAUGAUCUUCAUUAAUGGCCUGUGGGAGAAGAUGUUACAAGUACCUGACAUUGACAGCCCACCCGUUUUGUUUCGAUGGGUCCAUGAGGGGCUUCAGCCAUUCCUGGUGAAGCCCACGGUCUUUGCUUGCCUCCAUGCCAAAAAAGUGUUGUGCAAGACUUUUCAGGAGAUAGUUACUGCCCUGAACGGCAUCUAUUCUAAACUUCCAGUAGAAGAACAGAGGAAUCUUUACAAUGGGAUCAAGUACUACCUCAUCCAGGAUGGGUCAAAACAGAAAUGCUACAAUGCAGCCAUUCCAGGUUUGAAUUCCACUGCUUGGUUUGAAAAUUAUCUGGGAUCCUUUAUGGAGCAUGCUACUGUUGGAGACUUGCAGCUUUUUGCUGAUGAAUCAACACUUCAACAGUUUGCCAGAGAUCCGGCCAAUAUACAAAUGGUCAGCAACCUCACUUUGCUGCGGACAACAGCCGUGUAUUACACCUUGCUGCUGACCUCUGGGCCUAGCUUCCCCUUAUCGAGUCUCCCAGACAGGUUUGUUUGCUACCUGAGCCCCUCCGCUGUGAGCAGCCUGAGCAGAGAUGAGGCUUUGAGCUUGGCCCAGAGGAUCAGUAAGAACUGCCCCACGAACGUGACACACACAGGAGCAAAUAAGGAGAGACCUCACUCUUCAUCCCUGACAACGGAGGAGCUGCAGGUUGCAUCCUCUUUGGUGAGAAAGUUUGAACAUUUCCCGCCUGCAAUCCUGCAUGCAUUGGGCCAGGCUGCCGUUGGGCUGUCCGUAUCCCAGAUUGAGAAUAGCAUCAGUGGUAAGGACAUUGAAGCAUCUCUUUCUGCCCUGAGUGAAGUUCAUGGCUGGAACACUGAGCAGUCCAGCACUAUUGUCAACAAAUUGCUCAGCUCUGGCUAUCAGAUCACAGAUGGCCAGAGCCUGGCGAAGCUAGGCAGCUUGGUGGCUGGCCUCAACAGCAGCACACUUCAAAGUCUGCCUCCAAAGGUGAUCUUGGAAGCCAUUAAGUUGCCUGAGUUUGUUCAGCAAAUGGUGACCCUACCCUCUGCUCUGAAAAUGGCGUUUGUGGAAAAGAUUUCCUCCAGUGUUGGCCACCCUGCUGACCUGGUUAAGUACAUCCCUGAUGCUUUCACCAGUUACAUUCCAAAAUCAUUGCUUCUGUUUGGGAAAGAAAAGCCUAAUAUUCAGGAUCUCAAUCAGAAAACGUGGACCCGAGAACAGGCUGCCAUGUUUUUCAGUGAUGUGAUAAAGACAGAGCCUGAUUUCAGCAGGCUUUCCCAGUCUGUCCUCCAAGGCUUCACAUGUGCAGUUGCCAAUGAGAUGGAAAUGGAAAGUCUUCAGCAGCUGGCCAAAGUCAUGAAGCAGAAGAAUGUCAAGCUAGGAGAAGACCAGCUGAGGUGCUUGGUGGAAAUGGUGACACUGCAUGGGAUUCCCAAGGAUCUAGACAGCUAUCCUAAAGACCUGUUACUGUUUUUAAGUCCUUCAGACUAUGCAACGACAGGAAGCUGUUGGCAAUACUUUGCUAAUAUUGGGAAAGCAAAUCUUGAUGUUCUGCAAAGAGAGUCCUCCCAGCGGAAACAGCUGCUGUUGGAAGCUUUAGCAUGUUUGAAGAUUCCUGGCACACAAGUAGAUGAGGAAAAUGCAGAGGUUCUGGGUCGUCUGGUCUGUGACCUGAGUGGAGAAUACAUUAGAAGUUCUGGUGGAAUUUUGCUGAAGCCAUUAAGCCAAUGUGAAUCUUUCCUGCCUGAUCAAGAGGAGGCUAUUAGGAGUGUUAUCAGCAGUGGAAACACUACAUUCGGGCCUCCUUCAGUGUGGUCAGCUUCUACCUUGAACGAGCUCAGUGAAUUGAUUCCUGUGUUUGAUCACAGCAUCUUGCAGAAGAUCCCCAAGAAUGUUUUAACCCUUUGGCUGAAAAACUUUGCCCAUGAUUCAUCUCUGUCAAGGGAACAGCUGGCCUCCAUUGUCGAAGAACUCCUGCCUUCUCGGCAUAAGCGUGCUGCUGAAUGCCCACCUGACAAGAAGAUAACACAAAAAGUUCUUGAGGAUGAUAUGAUGCCUAUUUACUAUACCGCUGAGCAGUUACAGGCUUGCUUGAAGAAUGUCUCUCUGGAUAAUCACCUCUCUCAGAUACUGAGCUACCCCUUCACUGUUGAGCAGUUAGCUGUGCUGAAGAGGCAUCUGGAUAAGACACAUCCUGACGGGUAUCCUGAAAGUCUGCUCCCCAAACUGGGCACCCUGGCUGAUUUUCUCACCCCUGAGGACGUUAGCAAAUGGAAGAUAAGUUCAGCUGACGUGCUGGCUGCCUUGCUACAGAAUCAGCCCUCUGACAGCAUGGCUGCCGAAAUGAUUAAACGAUAUGUUACCUUGGGAAAUCGUUUGACCGCCCCUGUGCUGAACGCAAUUGGAAUGAGAUAUGUGUGCCUUCUAAAUACAACUGAGUUGAAUGCGAUAGACUCCAACAGCUUGAAAACAGCAUCUCUUGAUCCUUCAGCCUGUUCACAGCUUACUAAAGACAUCUUGUACCCUAAAGCAAAACGUGCUUUCUCAGACCAGCAUAAUUCACGUGCUUACUAUACUCUUAUUAAACCAUAUCUAGGGGGUGCUCCUGCUGUGGAUCUCAGAGCUCUAAGCAAGGACCGAGUGAACAUGGAUAUUGAAACUUUCACAAAGUUAAGAAGAGACUCUUUGCUGAGCCUGACGCCUGCUGAAGUAAAGGACUUGCUGGGAGUGAAUCUCAAAGCACUGACGACUGUGCAGAAGAAGUCACCCAUCCGAGAAUGGAUUCAAAUGCAGAAACAAUCCGACCUGGAUAAACUGGGUGUUGGGCUCAUUGGGGGAACACAGGAAGGUUACAUCAAUGUGAUCACGCCUAAGUUUCAGACACCAUCCUCAGCUCCCCUGGGUGCCAUGGCCUUCCACCUCCUGCCCGCUCUGCUUCUCAGUUUCCUGAUGAUGUUGGUCUUGUCUUGAAAUCUUCCCUCGGGAGAAAGCAAGAUGAGGGGGACCAGCCUGUGACUUGCUCUGAGGCCUGUCGGGUGGGUGGGAUUGGGAGGGGGAGGGUGCUCAGUGCUAGCAAGCAACUGUUAUGGAGCCCAGUAUUCAUUUUUAGGUACUUUUCUUUUUCAAAUCACUAGAAAAAAAAGGGUAUUUUGUCUGAAGGGAAGAUUUCAGACUCUUCAGAGCAGGAAUCUUCUUGUUUGCAUUUUGUACAGAGCCCAGCCUACAUAAGGCCCAGCCACAUUACUGCAACAUGACUCAUGUCAGUACUUUACUGUAUAACCCUGGUGGUUUAAGGGUGAGCAAAUUGGCUCUUCUGCAUGUUAAUGGUUACAUUUCUGAGAGUCUGAUCUCUGCUCUGCCAGUGGGAGUGAAAUUUUCCAGCUGUUUGUAAAGAAAUGUUGGAAUUGAGUAAAAAAUGCCAGAAGCAAAA